Molecule: messenger RNA, 1345 nt
Organism: Eleginops maclovinus (Patagonian blennie)
Lineage: Eukaryota; Metazoa; Chordata; Actinopteri; Perciformes; Eleginopidae
Gene: sult2st3
Product: sulfotransferase family 2, cytosolic sulfotransferase 3
Exons: 6
Coding region: 104-982 (292 amino acids)
Biological process (GO): sulfation
Cellular component (GO): cytoplasm
Molecular function (GO): sulfotransferase activity
Source: RefSeq, a predicted model, not a curated record
CAUCAUGGAAGUCAAGUCUCCGUGAUUUGUUUGAAUACAUUUGUUAGGCUCUUAUGCUCAGAAGUUGCCAGUCACAGUCAUAGGUGACAACAACAUUCAGUCUAUGCUCGCCAACAUGACUUCUGAAGACAUGUGUCUGCACUAUCAGGGACUUCUGCUUCCUAAAGAAACUCACUCCUUACAGAGCCUGGAGUUUGCACAGGCAUUCAAGUUUACGGACGACGACGUCAUUGCUGCCGUGUAUCCAAAAUCAGGUACAAUCUGGAUGCAGGAAAUCCUCCCACUGUUGCUGAAUGGAGGGGAUCUGACCCCAAUCCACACCAUCCCUAACUGGGAUAGGGUCCCUUGGCUGGAGGAGAAAAGAUUAGCGUGUGUGGUGGAUAAGUUGCCUACUCCAAGGGCAAUGGUCACACAUUUCCCUUUCCGACUCAUGCCCCCAUCCUUCCACACCUCCAAAGCCAAGGUGAUCUAUGUCAUGAGAAACCCUAAGGACAACCUAGUGUCGUCAUACUACUUCCAUCAGAUGGCCAAAUUCCUUGAGGAUCCAGGGACCUUUGAUGAAUUCAUCGAUAAAUUCCUUGAUGGCAAAGUGUUGUUUGGAAAAUGGACCGACCAUGUGAAAAGCUGGAAAAAUGCAGAGUUGGGAGACAGAAUACUGUUCAUCACAUAUGAAGAAAUGUGUCAGGACCUCCCAGCAGCUCUCAGGCAGAUGUCCGAUUUCCUGGGCCGUAACCUGAGUGAAGACACUAUUCAGAAGAUAGCACAACAUUGCACCUUCAAGACGAUGAAGACAAACCGUAUGUCCAACUUCAGCCUGGUCCCCAAGCAGUACAUGGACUCCGAAAAAUCUCCCUUCCUCAGGAAAGGUGUUCCGGGUGACUGCAAAAACCAUUUCAGCUCGGAGCAACUGGCCAGAUUCACUUCAGCUAUUCGCAAAGACCUGCAAAGUGAGAGCUUCACUUUGCCUUACAACCUGGUUUAACAAUGAACUGGAGCAAAGAAUAACAUAUAACUUCCAGGUAUAUAGAACAACUAAUAGAAAACUACUGAUAAUUAAUUAAGAAUGAUUGUAUUUUACACAACCUGACCUUCUUCUUCUUCUUCUUCGUCUUCUUCUUACACAUUUAUAUCCUUUCAUUGAUACUGGGUGGUUGUUGCACUUUAGCAAUUUAGUGACAUUUCUUUAAGUAAUGAAACAUAAUUGUUAUAAUCGGUGUAGGGUUUCAAUUUUUAAAUGAACUAUUACUGAAUUAUAACUUGAUUGAUAUGCAUCCCUUCAGUUUCUUGUAUUAGUUUGUGUAAAGCAUGCUUACUUUAGCCUAAAUAAAGUAAAGGAACAUUUGAA